AUGUCCCGCGACGAGGAGCGCUGGCUCGCGCUCGAGCGCGACUACCGGCGGCAGGUGCGCAAGGCGUACUAUCGUCGCGAGGAGGACUUUGCGACGCUCGUCCAGUACAACGACUACCUCGAGGAGGUCGAGGAGAUUGUGGCCGGGCUGAACCGACCCUCCUGUGCCCCCCUGCACAACUGA
Emiliania huxleyi CCMP1516 is the source of this 183-nucleotide messenger RNA. RefSeq lists its product as hypothetical. NCBI's taxonomy places the organism in Eukaryota, Haptophyta, Isochrysidales, Noelaerhabdaceae. The record is from RefSeq and is a predicted model, not a curated record. The transcript has 2 exons. The coding region runs from base 1 to 183 and encodes 60 amino acids.